Molecule: messenger RNA, 441 nt
Organism: Rotaria sordida
Lineage: Eukaryota; Metazoa; Rotifera; Eurotatoria; Philodinida; Philodinidae
Source: the annotation of a GenBank genome assembly
AUGGAUAAACUAACUAUUGUAGAAAUAUUAUUUACAGCAUGUAAUGAAAAUGAUUAUAAUGUACCAUUGACUGCCGAAGAAAGUCUUAAUAAAUUUGCCAAAAAUUUAAAAGAAGUGGUUUUAACAAGAAUUCAAGUUGAAUUACAUGGAAUUAUAAAACAUAAUCCUAAUGUUGAACCAAAAAUUUUAAAAGGUGUUCUAUGGCGAUUUGCCAAAUUAGCAAAUGUAAUACGUCCGAAAAAGAUUCAACCAUUUUAUCAGAAUAUUAUGAACUUAUUUUUCGUAUUCUUGGUCGAUCGAUUAAUGAUAAAGAAAUUAAAGUAAGUCAAACAAAAAUCUUCGUCAUCUAAGACAAGUUUUUUAAAGAAGUAAUCAGAAAAAUGUCAUACGAUUCAAUAGAAACAUAGAAAAGAAUUGCUCUAGUUAAUUGACAACUUCUGA